Molecule: messenger RNA, 1191 nt
Organism: Leishmania mexicana MHOM/GT/2001/U1103
Lineage: Eukaryota; Euglenozoa; Kinetoplastea; Trypanosomatida; Trypanosomatidae
Exons: 1
Coding region: 1-1191 (396 amino acids)
Source: RefSeq, a predicted model, not a curated record
AUGAACACCUUCGUGCCGCCGCCGCCACCGGCAGGCGUCGUGGUACCCCCGCCUCCUCCAGUGAUAAUCCCGGUGCCGCCUGCCGCCGUACCAGCGAGUCCCAGUGCUGCAGCAAGUACUGAGGCGAACGUGGUAAAACCAGGUGGUGUGGCGCUUGACAUGUCAAGCCACUUCGGGCCGCAAAAGAAUGUCCCCAAGAAGUCGCUGCCGCCGUGGGAGCGGAAGAAACUCUCGGCGGCUCUCUCCGGCUCCUCACCCAGAGCGGACAACUCAACACCGCCUCCAGGGCCCGUCGACGCCACGUCUGGGCCGUUGCCGCCUGCAGCUGUCCCGCUCCCACAAACUGCGGUCAAUGCGCCUGCGGUGGUGACGCGCGAGUCGCUGUCCACCGCGUCGUUGACCGCUUCGCCUCAGCCCUGUGCGCCACCGUCAUACACAUCGGCCAUGAGCGGCGCUGCCGUGGCCCAUACCGGUGUCGCUUCGCCGCCGGUGGUCUCGGUACCACCACCGCCACCGCCGGUACACCUCGUAGUACAAACUGUCCCGUCGAGCGCGGCGACCACAGCAGCUCCGCCGCUGCCGCGGCCUACCCCAGACGCGCAGGCGCCUCUGCCAGCGCCGGCCUCCGCUACAACCGGUGCGUCGACACUGCCGCUUCCCUCACCAAGCGUGAAUCAGUCCGCCACUGUGGCCGCGGCGGCGAUACCGCAAGGAGCAGCGCAGCCAACUCUGUCGACCUCAUCACCCGCCGCGAUCGCAGCCACUGACCACAUCGUGCAGGAAACGAUGUGGGAGUUGCGGCCUUACCUGCUAUCGCCCAUGCUUACUGUGCUUGCGCCGCACGUCGUCUUUCAGGGUGACGAGCAUCAGUGGGUAGUGCCGCCUCUGGGGCCGGUUCCUCCGAGCAAGCGAAAGAAGGCGCCCAGCGCGGCCGUCGUUUCUGCGGGUGGCUGGUACAACCGCUAUGGCCUGCAGCCCUCCCCGUCCUUUGACGCCGCGCAGCACGACGGCAGCGAACCACUCGUCACCUACGCCGCCACUUCCGGCACGCGGCGGCAGUGGACGUCGAACACUGUUAUCAACUCCGCCAAGGCCAAGAGCAACUGGCGCGAAACUUACUGGAAGCACGUUGACGUUCGUCGCUACGUCGCGCGGCGCUACUUUGGUGCCCCGCCACCGCUGGAGCAGUGA